Molecule: messenger RNA, 1677 nt
Organism: Xenopus laevis (African clawed frog)
Lineage: Eukaryota; Metazoa; Chordata; Amphibia; Anura; Pipidae
Product: putative nuclease HARBI1
Exons: 4
Coding region: 550-1647 (365 amino acids)
Source: RefSeq, a predicted model, not a curated record
AUUCACAAAAGUGUCGGUAAAAAAAGUAACCCAGAAGUGGCGGUCGACAAAUUUGUAAAAUGUCGUAUGUACGUCAAAUUCACAAAGGGAGAUGUCACUGUCUUUGAAUCUCUCGUAAGUCCGGCAUUUUUAUAAAAUGUCGUAUAUAUUUUGUCGGUGGAACGACGGUUUAGUUAAAUUGUCGUAGUUACGUCAAAUUCAAGAAAAAAGGCGCAAUCACUGUACAACUGAUUAAAAUAAUGUCGUUAGAACGAAUAAAUAUGUCGUGUACCCGAAAGAACAUUUCCUAGCACGACAACUGCAGAAUAGCUUCACGUCACGUUGUAGAUGAGUUCUGUCACUCAGAGGAAGCUGCUUAAUCCUGAGGAGAUUUCGUUUUUCCGAAGAUAUUGUUCCUGAGGUUAUUCUAUAUAUAUUUAAAAUUUUCUAUUUAGAUUUCCUGGUUUUGACCUUGGCUUGUUUCUGGACACUGUUGCCUGCUGCCUGACCCGACCUUUGGCCUGUUUACUGGACUCUGUUUUUGCCUGCAGAUUCUUUUCAUCACAGAUUAUGGAAAUUAUAUUUCCCUCACUGUUUUUCUUCCAUUUAAGAAAGAAAAGAAUGGAAAAAGUCGAUAAGCCUUUUAAUAAUGGAAAGCAAGUUAAAAGGCGCAAAUGCCAGAAGAUAAAAAUGUUUCGUGACCGAGUGACGCUGGUGGACCUAACGGACACUGAGAUUAAGGAUCGAUACAGGCUAAACACUGUGGAGAUUCUAUCGCUGUAUGAUGUGCUGAAAGUGAAUUUGUGCAAGCCAACUAAAAGAUCUCACGCCAUCCCUGGCCUUGUACGUUUGCUGUUGGCAUUAAAUUUUUUUGCAAAAGGUGACUUUCAAAGUUGCAUAGCAGUGAUUGGCGGUGUGUCUCAAAGCUCUUGCAGCCGCUCAUUGGAUGAAGUUUUGAAAGCAAUUAUGUUAGUUUAUAAAUCGUAUGUCUACUUUCCUUCUGACAGCAGUUAUUUGAAUACAGUUAAAGGAAAAUUUUAUGAGAUUGGCGGAUUUCCUAACAUUGUGGGAAUUAUAGAUUGUACACACAUUACACUAUGCCCACCUGCUGACCUGGAGCACAUUUACAGAAAUCGGAAGAGCUCCCACAGCAUUAAUGUCCAGCUUGUGUGUUCCUUUAAUCUAAAAUUUGUGGAUAUAGUUGCUAAAUUCCCAGGCUCUUCUCACGAUUCGUAUAUCUUGUCAAAUUCAUCUUUGUCUGAACGUUUUCAACAGGGCGAAUUCAAAGAUUCGUGGCUAUUAGGAGAUUGUGGAUAUCCGUUAAAAACUUGGCUGAUGACGCCAGUGUGGCGGCCUAAGAAUGCAAAAGAAAAAAACUACAACCGAGUCCAUGCUACAACAAGAUGUAUAAUUGAAAGAGCAUUUGGAAUCUUAAAGAGCAAAUUCCGUUGUUUGGACAUCACUGGGGGGUCACUACUGUACUCGCCUGAAAAGGUGUGCUACAUUGUUGUAGCGUGUGUUGUUUUACAUAAUAUCAUUAUACAAAGGGUCCAAAAUGAUGUAUGUGAAAUCCAACCAGCAUGUGAAGAAAACACUGACCUUCAAAUGCAUGUUGACCAGAAUGAAGCAAUUAUCACAAGGAACGAUUUGAUUCAACGAUUUUUUUGAUUGAUUCACUUGACUUUGGGAGGUUACAUU